Pseudoliparis swirei is the source of this 3276-nucleotide messenger RNA. RefSeq names its product adenosine A1 receptor b (gene adora1b). Gene Ontology annotation, cellular component: membrane; synapse; dendrite. NCBI's taxonomy places the organism in Eukaryota, Metazoa, Chordata, Actinopteri, Perciformes, Liparidae. The record is from RefSeq and is a predicted model, not a curated record. Gene Ontology annotation, molecular function: G protein-coupled adenosine receptor activity. Gene Ontology annotation, biological process: G protein-coupled adenosine receptor signaling pathway.
GGCAUUUUAUAACGAGAGUGAGUUCAGAUCACCUCACGACCUGACUUCCUUGGGACGGUCCCGCAGAAGGCAACAGCGCAUGUAUGUAUUUCUGCAUGGAAAGAGGAGCAGUCGCACCCGCCAAAGGAAAUGAUCGACUCCGAGUGAAACCAAGAAUAUGGACUUUACAGAAACAAAGACAAAACAUCUGAAUGGAACAAACACAAUCUGAGAGAACCGCAGCUUUAUUGGGCAACGGCAUUAUCUUACCGAAGGCACCGUGAGAGGGGGGAUAGAGGGACCCGCCUGUGCAGGAGCUGCAACUUCAUGUGCGCGCCUUCAGGAGGCAGCUUAUUGCCUUCUUAAAACCUGAUUUGUUGACUUAAAAACGGCGACCGAUGAAGAUGAAGAUGAAGCACCCUGUUGGAUGAAUCGGAGCGCACGGGAAGGAUGCUGCUCUCACUAGGAGCAGGUGUAUUCAGCCAAGUGGAUGCGCAGGGCACGGAGCGGGAGCGACGCACAGCAACCACCGGAUCACAACACCUGCUCCAAAGGAAACCCCCUCAUCUUUAGAUAUGCCGCUGGUUAGCGCACUUCUUCCCUCAAAAUAAAUGGGUUAUUGUGUUGCUAUUUAUAUCUCUUAACCAGGAGAAUGUGGACACUGUGACACGGAUGGACGCACGGCUCAUUUGGAACAUAGCCUACUGUGACAAAAAAAAAGACAAAGGACUGCUGUGCUGGAUUCUCCUGAGGCUGCUUCUCUGAAAUCAAUCAUUUUCUUAUCAAGGACAUAAUCAUCUGCAAGGAUGCCCGGAGCACUUCUAUCAGCGGAGUCGCUCUACAUCGGGAUGGAGGUGGUGAUUGCAGUCGCGUCUGUGAUCGGGAACGUGAUGGUGGUUUGGGCGGUGAAAAUUAACAAAUCGUUGCGAGACAACACGUUUUGUUUCAUCGUCUCUCUCGCUCUGGCCGACAUUGCAGUGGGAGCUCUGGUCAUCCCUUUGGCCAUUACUAUCAGUAUCGGACUCCAAACUCACUUUUACAGCUGCCUGCUCGUCGCGUGCACGGUGCUGGUGCUGACGCAAAGUUCCAUCCUGGCCCUACUGGCUAUUGCAAUUGACCGCUACCUCAGGGUCAAGAUCCCAACCAGGUACAAGCGAGUGGUGACCCCUCGGCGAGCAGGGCUGGCAGUGGUGAUAUGCUGGACGGUGGCCUUCAUCGUGGGGCUCACCCCCAUGUUAGGCUGGAACAACCUGAAGGGCCUCCAGCAGAACGGCUCCAUCAGCUCUGACCUCAUUAUCACCUGCCAGUUCGAAAAUGUCAUCAGCAUGGACUACAUGGUCUAUUUCAACUUCUUUGGCUGGGUGCUGCCGCCACUGCUGUUUAUGCUGGUCAUCUAUGCAGAGAUCUUCUAUGUUAUCCACAAGCAACUUAACAACAAGAAGUUCACCACCAGCCACGCAGACCCCAACAAAUACUACAACAAGGAGCUGAAUCUGGCAAAAUCGCUGGCCCUGGUUCUUUUUCUCUUUGCGAUCAGCUGGCUCCCCCUCCACAUCAUCAACUGCAUCACACUCUUCUGUCCUGACUGCCAGAAGCCUAUAGUCCUCCUCUACGUCGCCAUCCUACUCACCCAUGGCAACUCCGCUGUCAACCCAAUUAUCUACGCUUUCCGUAUUAAGAAGUUCCGCACGGCCUUCAGGAAAAUAUGGCAGCAGUACUUCUGCUGCAAGGACACGCCGGCUCUGGAGAUUCAGCCCAGCGACAGGAAAGAGAUGCCCGAUCCAGAGUCAGAGCUAGCGAGCUCACCACAGCCCCCCCAGAAGGAAAGCUUCAAAUCUGAUCCACCACAACAACAGCCGCCUUCACCUAAGCAGCAGCAGGACCAGAGGACCAAACCAUCUCAACAACCCAAAGAGCAUCUGCCCUUACUGGAGCAGAACUCCGACGAAGCCGAGGAAGGAGCGGAUCGCUAGCUUGAAAAAUAAUGAUCACUGCACAAGCGUUGGUUCUCUCCUCGUUUUAAUUUAGUCUCAUGAGAAGCAUGAAGUGCUUACGAUGCUGUAGAGAAAGAGGUGACUUAAUACUGGGAGAUCAUUUAUAUUUACUCAGGAGGAGUGGAUUUUAUGAAAGUUUGGUCAGAGCAAAAUCUACUUUUUGCAAUAAUGGAAGUCUUUUUGACAGUGACUAUCUUAGUAACAGACUGGAGACGUUCAGCUUUAACUGUUGUUCAUUAUGGUCAGACAGUUGGUGUGAACAUUACAAAAUGUGCAAUAUAAGUUAUUGUAGUUGGUCAGUGUCAGAUUAUCAAAUGUUAUAAUUUGCUAUAGAAUGAAAGUUUGUCCGAGGAGGUUCAUUUUAUUACCGUGUGUAUGUCCAAGCGGACUGUAGCUGAAGAAUAUGAAUGUAACAAUGUAAAUAAGGGACGACAGCAGCACGGCUUUGAACGCUCAUCUCUUCUUCAGGGUCUUUGCACAACAGUGUUGGAGCAAGUGGCACUAUGGGAGAGCUUUUUACAGCAAGGAGCCGUCUGUGCAGACUGAAGGGUUUUGUAAUCCCUUCACACUUCUCCACUGGAGCUGAGUCCCUCAAUAGAUCCAGAAGUUCUGGUCCAUUACUGAGGUGAUGGACAAGGAUAAGAAACAAGCAGCUGGAGAGAAUGGCUGGUUUAAACCUUUUAGAAGCUGCGUGCAGGAGACUCGCUGCUCAUGGGGGAGAAAGACCGAGAUGCACUGAAAAGCUCGUGUUUAUCCAGCCUCCAUGCCAGCUGGUAGUGGGAGCUGUGUUUUUUUCCCCUUUUUUACACUUCAUGGACUGAUAACAUUGUCACAAAGUACCAAAAGGAACCGUGGCUUCCAUGGCCUUAUCCAGUAUUGUAAUUAGUAUGGACUGGACAGGAAAAGGCAACCUGAAGAUUGUAAGUAUCUUAACUAAACUGUAAGCUCAUCAUUUUGCAAGAUGUAUACCUGGUGCAUCUGUAGACUACAAAUUCUGUUUAAUGCCAAUGACAAAAUACUGAAUGAGAAUGUAAAGUAAUUCUGUUUUGUCUCUUGAGCUCGGGUCAAGACAGUUUACUGACGUUCUCCUGAGUGGGUGGCAAUCUCUUAUGUAUUUUCGAUUGUAGUCUUGAGAAAAAACGUCUGGGGCACGAGCAGAAAGUCACUCAGUGUGUUGAUGAUCGGAUGGCUGAGAAGACAGAAACCUUAAUGCAAUCCACACCAAAGUGUAUAGGCCAGAUGUACUGUAUAUAACACACACCUAAGGGAAAAAAGAAGAUGAAUAAAUGUAUGAUAUCAUGUA